Pelobates fuscus (common spadefoot toad) is the source of this 1942-nucleotide messenger RNA. Its product is annotated as oocyte zinc finger protein XlCOF6.1-like. Bases 111 to 1331 code for a protein of 406 amino acids. Gene Ontology annotation, molecular function: RNA polymerase II cis-regulatory region sequence-specific DNA binding; DNA-binding transcription factor activity, RNA polymerase II-specific. Gene Ontology annotation, cellular component: nucleus. The record is from RefSeq and is a predicted model, not a curated record. NCBI's taxonomy places the organism in Eukaryota, Metazoa, Chordata, Amphibia, Anura, Pelobatidae. The transcript has 2 exons. Gene Ontology annotation, biological process: regulation of transcription by RNA polymerase II.
UCACUUCCGGGUCAGCACUGUACGGGAGAGGUUUACUCACUAUUGAUAUUUCCAGCAGUAGAGGUUUUUCUAAAGGACAGGACACCAACAGAAAUAUACUAAGCAAGAUUAUGAAGAAAUCUUUUAAUAAAAAGACCAAGGAUUCCAACUCUCCAAACUCAAGCAAUCUCCCAGAAUCCUGUAUGUCUACAAAGGAGAUAGGAAACAUAAACCCAAAACCUUUCUCGUGUUCUGAAUGUGGAAAAUGUUUUCGCUGGCAGUCACAAAUUGUAAUACACCAGAGAAGUCACACAGGAGAGAAACCUUUCUCAUGUUUUGAAUGUGGAAAAGGUUUUAGCCUGUCCUCACGUCUAAGAACACAUGAGAGAAUACACACAGGAGAGAAACCUUUCUCAUGUUCUGAAUGCGGGAAAUGUUUUAGCCUUAAGUCAUCUCUAGUUGCACACCAGAGAAAUCAUACAGGAGAGAAACCUUUCUCAUGUUCUGAAUGUGGAAUAUGUGUAAACAGCCAUGCACACCUUCUUGUACACCAGAGAUCCCACACAGGGGAGAAAUCUUUCUCAUGUUUUGAAUGUGGAAAAUGUUUUAGCAUGUCCUCAAGUCUAAAAUUACAUGAGAUAAUUCACACAGGAGAGAAACCUUUCUCAUGUGCUGAAUGUGGAAGAUGUUUUAAUAGGCAUUCAACUCUAGUUACACAUUGGAGAACUCACUCAGGAGAGAAACCUUUCUCAUGUUCUGAAUGUGGGAAAUGUUUUACUUUUAAGGCAUCUCUAGUUGCACACCAGAGAACUCACACAGGAGAGAAACCUUUCUCAUGUUCUGAAUGUGGAAAAUGUUUUAGCCAGUACUCAAGUCUUGUUAAACAUCAGAUAACUCACACAGGAGAGAAACCUUUCUCAUGUGCUGAAUGUGGGAAAUGUUUUAACAGGCAUUCAAAUCUAGUUACACACCAGAGAACUCACUCUGGAGAGAAACCUUUCUCAUGUUCUGCAUGUGGGAAAUGGUUUAGCCAUAACUCUGCUCUAGUAGCACACCAGAGAUCUCACACAGGAGAGAAACCUUUCUCAUGUGCUGAAUGUGGGAAAUGUUUUAGCCAGUACUCAAGUCUUGGUAAACAUCAGAUAACUCACACAGGAGAGAAACCUUUCUCAUGUGCUGAAUGUGGGAAAUGUUUUAACAGGCAUUCAAAUCUAGUUACACACCAGAUAACUCACACAAGAGAGAAACCUUUGUCAUGUUCUGAAUGUGGAAAAUGCUUAAGCCAGUACUCCGCUCUAGUUGCACACAAGAGAAGUCAUACAGAUGAGAAACCUUUCUCAUGUACAGAAUAGAGAAAUAGUUUUGUUAGUAAACCAGAGUUUGUUAAUCAUCAGAUAACUCACACUGUAGAGUUUUUAUAAUGUGUUUAUGAAUUAACAUCGGAGUUAAACAACAAAUACUGUGAAUUGCUUUAUUGCUGUCAAAAGAAAUAAUACCUGUGCUAAUAGCAAUGUAUAAAUGAUGCAUUGGUAUUGCAAUUGUGUUAACUCUACAUAGCCCCUCUUUACUUUCCUCCCCUUUGAUAUUAAUGUUAAAUUUGAAACCUUCUGUGCCUUCCAUGCACAACUCUUGAAUUCUUUCAUUUUGUUUAUUUUUUGUUAGUGUGAGAGUUAUUGCACAUAUUAUCUGGUUAUUUGAUGUUCCCCAUUUAUCAAUUUCACCUAAUGAAUCUCUCCAAUUGAUUGGUUUAAUUUUCUCACCUAAUUUCUGCAUGCCUUUUUACACAUAGUUUAUUGCUUUAUCUAAUCCCAGACUCUCUCUCUUACUGUCUGUGACCCAAACAACAGCAUUCAUAAGUUUCACUCAGGAUUCAAAGCUAACAAGUGUUGCAGCCAAAGCCAUAUGAAAAAAAUUCUGGAAGAUCAAGUCCCUCAAAACCCACCUCCUCAGACUAUGGCAUCCG